Messenger RNA from Fonticula alba, 3954 nucleotides. RefSeq lists its product as hypothetical. Bases 1 to 3954 code for a protein of 1317 amino acids. Gene Ontology annotation, biological process: microtubule-based movement. The transcript has 8 exons. The record is from RefSeq and is a predicted model, not a curated record. Gene Ontology annotation, molecular function: microtubule binding; ATP binding; microtubule motor activity. Lineage: Eukaryota; Rotosphaerida; Fonticulaceae.
AUGAAUGUCGCCUCGUACAAGCCGGCCUUCGCGGCCAUCGGCGAUGACGCGGUUUUCUUCAGUCUCGGGUCCAGCAACAAGAUUCUCUUCCUCGGCGCCGCCGACGGGGUCUCCGGCCACCGGCAGAACAACCACGACCCGUCCCUUUUCUCCUGGAAGCUCGUGCGCGAGCUCAAGCGCCGGGCGGCGCACAUCUCGGCCCUCUCAGCACCGGCCAUGUCGCGCCUGGUGGCCGAGAGCCACAUGGCGGCCAUCAGCGACCCGGGCUACUUCCCCGACGGCUACGUCAGCAGUUCGACGCUCGCCCUCUCCGGCAUCGACCUCUCCAAUCGCCGGGUGUACUCCUAUAACCUCGGCGACUCCGGGACACUGAUCUUCGACCGGUAUUCGAAGCUGGUUUUCCAAUCGACCACCCAGUCGCACGCGGCCAACUUCCCCUUCCAGCUGGGGGUCCCGCCGCAGAUGUUCGACAGCACGGACUCCGGCUGCAUCGAGACCUCCCCCGUCCUUGAGCCCUUCUCCCUGAUCCUCACGGCCAGCGACGGCCUGAUGGACAACAUCAUGGUCUCCUCCCCGGAGCUGGCCACCCCGGUGUACCUGCUGCAUCACACCAUGCGCAGCCUCAUCUCGCGCGGCGCCUUUGCCGAGGCCGAGAAGAGCUUCAAAACCGGCAUCGAGAAUAUCGCCUUCCUGGCGCACGUCUACGCCCACAAGCACAAGCGCAAGAUGGACGACGUGUCCAUCGCCGGUGCCUAUGCCGAGGAUGCCUUCCCGGUGCCGACUCGCCCGGUGCCGGACGCCGCCGGCCGCGGCGCCUCCACAUGCUCCAUCAGUGUGGCCGUGCGCUUCCGGCCGCUGGACCGCGCUCGCGCCGGUGACAACGCCCUGCCCGCCUGGCUGAUCAGCCCCCAGGGCAAGACCGUCCAGGCGGAUCGUGCUGCUGCGGCUGCCGCGGCCGCGGCGACCCCACAGCCGCGCGACAGCCUGGCCCCCGGCGGGCCGACCUUCCACUUCGACCACGUCUUCGACCAUGCCGCCACCAACGAGGCCGUCUUCGACACCUGUGUCCAUCACAUUGUGCAGGCGGCCCUGCGCGGGAUCAAUGGCACCGUCUUCGCAUAUGGCCAGACCGCCUCCGGCAAGACGCACACCAUGUCCGGCAGCGCCGGCGACCCGGGGCUCAUUUCCCGCGCGCUGGAUGCCCUCUUCUCCCUCUCGGCCCAGGACCACACACGCACAUACUCCUUCCGCCUGUCGUACAUGGAGAUCUACAAUGACAACCUGCGGGACUUGCUGCAGCCCGGCUCCGGGACCACCAUGCGCAUCAUCGAGGACGCGCGCGGCGAGGUGCGCGUCCUCGGUCUCAAGGAGGUCCCGGUCGAAGCCCUGGACCAGGUCCAGCCGGUCCUCCGUGCCGGCGAAGCCGAGCGUCACGUCGGCUCGACAAACAUGAACGACCGGAGCAGCCGGUCGCACACCAUCCUCCGCGUGGCGGUGGAGAGCCGACCGGCCGCCUCGCCGGCGCCCGGCCCCGCGGGACCCGGCGCCCCGGCCCUCGGCGCCGUGCGGAUAUCCUGCCUGAACCUGGUGGAUCUGGCCGGGUCGGAGCGCGCGCGCAGCACCGGGGCCGAGGGGCUUCGCCUGCGCGAGGGCGGCGCCAUCAACCGCAGCCUGCUGGCCCUGACGAAUGUCAUCGCCCGGCUGGCGGCCGACCCGACCUCCGAGGCCGGCCAGCACAUUCCCUACCGCGACUCGCGCAUCACGCGCGUGCUGCAGAACUCCCUCGGCGGCAAUGCCCAGACGGUCAUCAUCUGCACCGCCACCCCGGCCCCCGGGGACUUCGAGGAAACCCUCAGCACGCUGAAGUUCGCCUCCCGGGCCAAGGACGUCAAAAACCGCCCGCAGGUCAACGAGGUCCUCCCGGACUCGGUGCUCAUCGAGCAGUACCGCCGGGAGAUCGCCCGGCUGAGUGUCGAACGAGACCAGCUGCUCCGCUGGUCGUCCCUGGGCCCGGGGCCCGAGCCCGGCCCCCUGGCCACGCCCGAGCCCCCCUGCGCUCGGUGCUCUUUGGGGCCGGAGCCGGAGCCCGGGCCGGAGCCGGAGCCGGAGCCGGACCCCGGGCCGCCGGGCCCCGAUGCAAAUCUCCUGCAGCAGCUGGAAAGCCGCCUCCAUGUGGCCGAAGCCCAUACGGCCCAACUGCAGGAGGACCUGCACGUGCGUGGGUCGGCGGUCCGCUCGCUCGAGGCCCAGGUGCUGGCCUUGUCCUCGGAGAGCGCCUCGCUGGGGGAGGAGCUGGCCGGGUUGCAGGCCCGGUCGGCCCUGACGGCCCGGCAGCUGGCCGGCGGCCUGGACCAGCUCAUCCGGCAGCUGGGUGACGGCCUCGAUGCCGGGGCGGGGCCCGCCGAGCAGGCCCCCCCGGGGGAGGCCCCCCGGGCUCCGGGUGACCGGGCGCGUGCCCUGGCCGCCGCGGCCGACGCAUGCCGAUGGCCGGAUGUCCGCCUGUCCGGGCCCUUCGGGCCGGUGGCCGAGCAGCUGGGCAUCCUGGCCGGCCGGCACCGCCAGGCCCUGGCCCAGGGGGCAUGCUGGCUGCAGGCCGCCGACGAGGCGCACCGCGCGGCCACCGCAUCCAAGGCCGAGGCCGCCGCGGCGGCCGCUCGCACCGCCACCCUCGAGGAGGAGGUGGCCCGUGGCCGGCAGCAGGCCGAGCGCCUGGGCGCCGAGGCGGCGGCCGCCGCCCGGCAAGCGGCGCAGCUGGAGCGCGACUGUGCCACGCUGGCCCGCGAGCGGGACCUCCUGGUGGCCGAGCGGGCCACCAUCGUGGCCGAGCAGAAGGCCGGGGCCCGGCACCGGGACCAGCUCCAGGCCGACCUGGCCCAGAGGGCCGCCGAGUGCGAGCGCCUGGCCCGGGAAAACCGCGCCCUCAUGGCCGAGCACCGGGACCUGGCGCAGCGCCUGGCGACGCGGGCCGGCCCGGCGCCCCGGGCCACGGCCGAGCACCCCGCCGGCCAGGCCGCCGAGCAGACCCCCAAGCAGCCGGGCCCGCCGGAGCCGGGCCCGCCGGAGCCGGGCCCCCCCUCGGAGGGGCUCCUCUCGACGCCGCAAUCCGAGCCGCUGGGUCCCGGGGGCUCGUCGCCCGACCAUCCUGCGGCCCCCUUGCCCGGGCCGGGCGCCGGGUCGCCAAGCACCCCCGAGGCGCGGCGCCGGCGGCGCUCCCCCUCGCCCGAUGGCGAGGGCCCCGGUUCGGUGAAGCGGCCGCGGCCGCUGGCCGACCCCGGCCCCGGGGCCGCGAGCGUGCCCGGCCCCGAGGCCGAGCCCCCUCGGCCGGGUGCGGGGCCGCCGGCCGGCUGCCAGCUGGAGGUGCUGGCCGAGCGGGACCGCCUGCGCGCCGAGCUGGCCACCGCACGGGAGCAGCUCCGUGACGCGGAGCGCCGGCUGCGGGAGCUGGCCACGGCCGAGCCCCGGACCCCGGGCCGGGCGGCGGACUGCCCGUCGGGCACCGCACAGCCGUCCGCCCACCCGGCGGCCCCGCACCCGGCCGAGCUGCAUGAUGCCGGGCCUCGGCCCGGGUCGGGGAGCGGCCCGGCCGGGUCGCCGGGGCUGCGCGCCGGCCGGCGCAUCCCCACCGCCUCGGCCUUCCUCCGGCGCUUGGAGUCUGGCCGCGGGCCCGGGCCGGGGUCCGGGGCCGCCGGGGCCGCCGGGGCCGCCGCCGGGUCGCCCACCUCCCCCUCGACGGGGCCGGGCUUGCGGCAGCGCCCCUGGUCGCGGCCAGCGGCCGCCGGGUCGCCGGGCCCGGCGGCCAGGAACCCCACGCUGGCCGCGCUGGCCGGCCACCCGCGUCCCCCCUCGCCCUCGGUGAAGUCGGCCAACCUGAGCGCCGACUCCGAGCAGGUGGCCCAGAUGGCGCUCUCCUCGCUCGGGGAGAUGGAGCAAGUCCCCCAGUGCCAGCAGCAGUGA